This is a messenger RNA of Linum trigynum, 1455 nucleotides long. Lineage: Eukaryota; Viridiplantae; Streptophyta; Magnoliopsida; Malpighiales; Linaceae. The record is from the annotation of a GenBank genome assembly.
AUGCCACAAGAGCUUCCUGGGUUCUACUAUGACGCCGAGAAGAACAGAUAUUUCCCUCUCAAAGGCCCAAUCCCCGGUUCUUCCCGUGCCUCUUCCUCUUCUUCUUCGUAUGCUGCUGAUCGUAAAAACCCUAAACAGAAUACUUCUCAGGCAGACAAAUAUUGCAGGACUCGAGUAAAAACUCAUAGAUUGCUUCAGGGCAGGGAGUUGAAUGGCAAUGUGGUUUCUGUUAGUAAAUCAAAGUACAAUUUUGUCCAAGAAUACCAGAAGGCACAAGCUUCUCAACCGGUGGUUUGGAGGUAUCAAGAGCCUGGCGUGUUGGCGUGUGAUGGUGGUUUGGAUCAGACAAGUUUUUGCAUACAGAAACCCGAUGGUCAAGUUAAUAUGGACAUUCUAGUGGCAGGAGGUAUAAAUGGCUGCUUGAGUGUUAUUGAAGUUGGAAAUGGUGGUGAUCAUCAAUUAAACCGCGUUAUGCCAGAUCGUGUGUGGCCCUCAACAAUAGGAGAUAGAACAAAUAAACCCCCUGAACAUGUUGGAAGAUCAUAUUCAAAUUUUUUGAGUUCAAGCAUAUCUUCUGUGAAACUGCUCGGGAGGACUUCUCAUCUGAGUGCUGAUAUAGGUUGUCACAUCCAGCAUGGCCUGGUGACAACUCUUGGGUCUGAAACAUCAAACAGCACUGUUUGUCUUCUUAAAUUCAUGGAGCUAGAAGAAUAUGGUGUUGCUCCUUCUCGAAUUGCUUCUAUGAGCUGCACUAUAUGGACAGCAGAUUGCAACUCUAAUGCUAGAGAAGCAGUGAUAGGGACAAAUUUAGGAGCCGCUUUGGUCAAUUUAGAAACAGGAAUCAUAUCAUGGUUGUGCCGAAGUAAAAGUGAUGUUUUGUCCCAGCAGCUUAAUAAGGCGGGAAAUGCUGUUCUAUGUGGACUGCGAAAUGGGGCAAUCUUGUCAGUUGAUACUCGUGAGAAACAAGGUCAUUCUGGUAGACGCAGUCAUAGGGUACAGUCUAUACCAUUGGGCAAUCGUGCUCAACAUCGUGCAUCAUGGUUUAGGGUUGAGGGGAAUAUAGAUCCGGCUUCUACGGUUUGCAUGCCCUCAUCUGUUUGCAGUAUAGUCUCACUUCAGCUUUACGACCAAUAUUUCUUGGCCAGUUCGAUGGAUGGAGCGAUCAAGUUAUACGAUCAUCGCUUGACCAACAGAGGUGCUGUACAGGUAUAUGAAGGCCAUGUGAACUCUCAUACACGAUUACAGCUCAAAGUCGACCCCUCUGAGAGGUUUCUUAUGGCAGGUGGAGAGGACUGUCAUCUACGUCUUUGGAGUAUCAAGUCUGGGCUAUUGGAGGCAGCAACAACAUCGUCCGGUGACAGUAAAUCCGUCGAAGAAUGUUCAUUUGGUGUAAGCCCUAGUUUCAGGGCAUGGUGUGGAUCUAGAGAUGGUCUCAUCUACACUUGUUGGCCUUGA